CCGAGUAGAGGCGGAGGAGGAAUGCAAAGCGCCAUCCAGUGCUGGGGGAACCGGAGCAUUUGCGCAGAUCGUCUGCGCUGCCUCCGACAGACACGCAGCAUUUGAGCCGGGGAAGUUAGUUGUGUUUUUUUAGUCCCGCUGCCGAGCAAUCCGCCUGCAAAGUGUCUGCAAGGAGCAACCAACCGCUGCUUACCGGACUUGUGUCAGCAGCACCAGGGAUUGAACCAUGGUGAUCAAAGUGUACAUAGCUUCGUCCUCCGGAUCCACUUCGAUUAAAAAGCAGCAGCAGGAUGUGAUGGGCUUCCUGGCGGCCAAUAAGAUUGAAUAUGAGGAGCGUGACAUCGCAGCCAACGAGGACAACAGGAAGUGGAUGAGAGAGAAUGUUCCAGAGGAGUCCAGGCCGGCCACGGGGAACCCUCUCCCCCCACAGAUAUUCAACGAAAGCAAAUAUUGCGGGAACUAUGAGGCCUUCUUCGAUGCCAGAGAGGACAACGCAGUGUAUGCAUUUCUGGGUUUGACUGCUCCCCCGGGCUCGAAGGAAGCCGAGGCUCUAGCGAAGAAAGCACAGCAGUAGCAUCUUAACACCGUUUCUACCUGAGACCUAGAUCUAUCUAUCCAGAUCUGGACCCGGACGGACCUGGAACUAAGACAGGAUAUAUAUAUAUAUAUAUAUAUAUAUAUAUAUAUAUAUAUAUAUAUAUAUAUAUAUAAAAAGAAGCAACAUUUCACUUGGCUAUUAAAUAUGUGGAUUGUUUUGAGUAUGUUUUUUUUCUAUUAUUCUAUGUUCAGCUGUGCCUUGUCAGCUGUAGUGAAAGGAGGUGCUAAAGCAGAGCAUUAUGGGUAUCUACAAACCGCUCUGCCUCCUCCCAUUAACCUCAGCCUGCUAAGCCUAUUGGCUUAAUGACAUGUCAAUCAACCAUUAGCGUGAACGUGUAGCUUCCUUUUUUUUUUUAAUUGAGAACACAUCAUCAGACCCAACAAAAUGUAAGCACUUUGAAAAAUUGUAACACAGAUUCGUCGUUUGGCCAACAGAAACUCAUUUCACUCGACAGGUUUAUUAGAAUCCUGCAAACAUGUUGUGCUCCUGCCAAUCACGUCAUGGCCAAACCUGCAGCACCUUCUCUAAAAGUAAUCCAUUACAAUCCUGUUCUCCAUGUUCUUAUAUAUUGUCUUAAUGCUGUGUUAAUAGUUUGACAAACUUUUUUCUACGAGAUGAUACAUGUUUAAAAUGAUAACACAUGCCAAAAUUAGAAGUCUGCAAACAUAGAGGGAUGUAAAAUUGAGUAUUUUUUUUUAUUUGCUGUUUUUGUUUAUAGGGCAGUUGGAUCGCUGUUUGGUUUCGCUAUAAGCAUCCUGUUUCACAAUGUAAUGUUGGUAAUCCCCGUCUUACAUCAAAAAUAAAAAUAAAACUGCAAAUAAAACUGCAAGCCUGAUUCUCA
This is a messenger RNA of Perca flavescens (yellow perch), 1439 nucleotides long. RefSeq names its product SH3 domain binding glutamate-rich protein like (gene sh3bgrl). The transcript is spliced from 4 exons. Bases 227 to 574 code for a protein of 115 amino acids. Gene Ontology annotation, cellular component: cytoplasm. Lineage: Eukaryota; Metazoa; Chordata; Actinopteri; Perciformes; Percidae. The record is from RefSeq and is a predicted model, not a curated record.